GUCCGGCGUACUACAGUCCUCCCAGGAGAGGAUAUGGUGACCGAGAAAGAAGCCCCACAAGGAGGGGAUAUGGAGGCGGUGGUUUUGCCAGACGCAAGGAGCAGAAUCAGGGGAGCCUUUUAGUUAGGAACAUUCCUCUUGAUUGCAGACCAGAAGAACUGCGCAUCCCUUUUGAGAGAUUUGGGCAUGUUAGGGAUGUGUAUAUUCCCAAAGACUACCACACAGGGGAACCACGGGGUUUUGCAUUUGUGCAGUUUGUGGAUCCGUAUGAUGCUAUGGAAGCUCAGCAUCGGAUGAAUGGAAAAAUCUUUGCCGGGAGAGAGGUGUCUGUUGUUGUUGCUGCAGAGACUAGGAAAAGACCUGAGGAGAUGUGGCAAAGAGCCAGGGUUAGGGGAGGAUCAGGCUAUGGGAGACAAUCUUAUUAUGAUAAUGUUGACGUUCUCGGUCUCGCUCACUUUCCCCUCUACACUCUCCUCACAGGCCUUCAGGUUCUAGAAGCCGAUAUCACUCAAGGUCAUACUCUCCUGUUCCAAGACGACAUGGAGACUUUCCUGUCUCUCCACAUAAAAGAUAUGAGGAGUACCCAAGAUCACCAAGGGGUCCUCCACAAGAGCAAGAUGGUGAUUAUAAACACAGAGCCUAUUCUCCUGGAUAUGACAAUGUCAAUCAAAAUCAACUUGGAAAUGGUUAUGGAAAGAAACCUACAUACGAGUCUGAGGAAGCACGGGAUGCUUGGAGGUCUGGCAGGUCCCGGUCUGGUUCCAGGUCCAGGUCAGCUGACCUGUCUCCAAGGCGCAGCAAGGAAGUAGGACCAAGAUAAGUAAAAGGGGACAAUUUUUGUUUUUUUUUUUUUGAUCAGUGGGAAAUUGGGGGAUAGGGGAGUAAGUAUAAUAUUGCUGCAGCACUGGCAGCUAGAACCCUUGACAUAGACGCCAAGGGGAUGGUGCACUUCCAACGCAGCCGAAGCCGCAAGUGCAAAAGGGGACAAAUAUUUGGUUGUUAGGUUUCUAUUGAUUUAUAUGUUAAUGUUGGUGGAAUCUAUAUGAUUGGAAAGAUGAUGAAGUCCCCUGCAUCAAAACUAUGGAAACUUCUAUUGCUGGAUUUAAUGUUUAUGUUACAAACAAUUAGUGUUCAAAUUUUUAAUUUUUUGGUGUCUACAAUCAAAGUGUUUUUAAGUU
This is a messenger RNA of Rubroshorea leprosula, 1178 nucleotides long. Lineage: Eukaryota; Viridiplantae; Streptophyta; Magnoliopsida; Malvales; Dipterocarpaceae. The record is from the annotation of a GenBank genome assembly.